Molecule: messenger RNA, 497 nt
Organism: Eremomyces bilateralis CBS 781.70
Lineage: Eukaryota; Fungi; Ascomycota; Dothideomycetes; Eremomycetales; Eremomycetaceae
Product: RBP11-like subunits of RNA polymerase
Exons: 4
Coding region: 66-497 (143 amino acids)
Biological process (GO): DNA-templated transcription
Cellular component (GO): RNA polymerase III complex; RNA polymerase I complex
Molecular function (GO): DNA binding; protein dimerization activity; DNA-directed RNA polymerase activity
Source: RefSeq, a predicted model, not a curated record
CCUUGAGCUAAAUUCACCAGAUGCUUCAUCAUCUCAUACCGUAGCGAUCCGCUAAUUCCACGAAAAUGUCUGCCAGUGCGGAAGAGCCAAAAGAUGUCGAGAUGACGGACGCCCAAGCGACGGCGGGAGCGGCGCAUGGCGAAAGUAGUGCGGUGGAAGAUACAGAUGAUGACUUUGUCGAUCCAGAUGCGGAGCCAAAGAUCAAUAUGCUUCCUGGCUCGACAGAUACCGAAGCGUCGUUCCAGUUCGAUAAGGAAGAUCAUACGUUAGGAAACGCUCUGAGAUGGAUCAUCAUGAAAAACCCCGAGGUCGAGUUCUGUGGCUACACCAUUCCACAUCCUGCCGAAGCGAAGAUGAAUUUUCGGAUCCAGACAUAUGAUGGUGCCAAUGUCCGAAAGGUGCUUGAGAAGGGCUUGAAUGACCUGAUGGACCUCUGUGAUGUUGUCAUCGACAAAUUCACUAUUUCAAGGGAUGAGUUCAAUGAUCAACAGGAAUAG